ACCGAUUCCUCCGCAAAAAAAAAUAUAAAAACCGCGACUUUGUGAGCGAUUUGGGAGACGGUUUUGUUGCUCCCCCACUUCUGACUCCACACGCCACGCCACGCCCGCGCGAUGGCUUCCGACGGCGACGGCGCCGCGGCGGUGGCGGCGCUGGGGAUCUCCGGCGGCGGGGGCGACGACUGGGCGCCGCCGCUGCGGCGGAAUCUCCCGCUGCUCGCGCCCCACGAGGUUAAGCUUGCAAAAUUGCUGCUGAGUGAAGGACAGUCACAUUUGUUUGAACACUGGCCGGAACCAGGUGUUGAUGAUGACAAGAAAAGGAACUUCUUUGACCAGGUCUGCCGCCUUAAUUCAAGCUAUCCUGGUGGGCUGGCAUCGUACAUCCAGAAUGCAAGAAAGCUUUUAGCAGAUUCAAAGGCAGGAAAAAAUCCAUAUGAUGGCUUCUCACCUUCUGUUCCUUCAGGGGAAGUAUUGACCUUUGGUGAUGACAACUUUGUUUCGCUUGAAGAAGCUGGGGUAAAAGAAGCCCGCCAUGCAGCAUUUGUUCUUGUAGCUGGUGGGCUUGGUGAAAGACUUGGUUACAAAGGAAUUAAGGUUGCACUUCCCAGGGAAACAACUACUGGAAAAUGCUUUCUUCAACAUUACAUAGAAUCUAUUCUAGCUUUGCAGGAGGCGAGCUGCAAAUUGGUAGAGGGUGAAUGCAAUACAAAGAUCCCAUUUGUUAUUAUGACUUCUGAUGACACAAAUGCACUAACCGUCAAACUUUUGGAGUCAAACUCCUAUUUUGGAAUGGAACCAUCACAAGUGCACAUUCUUAAGCAGGAAAAAGUGGCAUGUUUAGCUGAUAAUGAUGCAAGGCUUGCAUUAGACCCAAAUGACAAGUACAAAAUCCAGACAAAGCCACAUGGGCAUGGAGAUGUCCACGCUCUUCUUUAUUCAAGCGGCUUGCUUGAGCAAUGGAAGAGCACAGGGCGGAAAUGGGUUCUCUUUUUCCAGGACACAAAUGGAUUGCUCUUCAAUGCAAUACCAUCAGCAUUAGGUGUCAGCGCCACCAAAGGUUAUAAUGUUAAUUCUCUUGCAGUUCCACGGAAGGCAAAAGAAGCCAUUGGAGGAAUAACAAAACUUACUCAUGUCGAUGGUAGAACAAUGGUCAUCAAUGUCGAGUACAAUCAGCUUGAUCCACUCCUUCGUGCAACCGGACAUCCUGAUGGAGAUGCAAAUUGUGAAACAGGGUACUCUCCAUACCCUGGAAAUAUAAACCAGUUGAUACUGGAGAUUGGACCAUAUAUGGAGGAGCUCCAGAAAACACACGGUGCCAUUUCGGAAUUUGUAAACCCUAAGUAUACUGAUUCUACCAAGACAGCAUUUAAAUCGUCCACUCGUCUUGAGUGCAUGAUGCAGGACUAUCCAAAAACACUACCUCCCUCUGCAAAAGUUGGAUUUACGGUGAUGGAUGCGUGGCUUACUUAUGCUCCUGUAAAGAAUAAUCCUGAAGAUUCUGCUAAAGUUCCAAAAGGUAAUCCUUACCAUAGUGCUACUUCAGGAGAGAUGGCAAUUUACAGGGCAAACAGCCUUAUUUUAAGAAAGGCUGGUGCACAGAUAGCUGACCCUGUAAUUGAUACUUUCAAUGGCCAAGAGGUAGAGGUUUGGCCACGCAUAACCUGGAUCCCAAGGUGGGGUCUUAUAUUCAAGGAUGUCAAAGCCAAAGUCCAUAGCAACUCUUCAGUUUCUCAGAGGUCAGCCUUGGUCAUCAAUGGCAAGAACAUCACCAUUCAAGGCCUCUCCUUGGAUGGCACUCUUAUCGUAAAUGCCAAAGAUGAAGCCAAGUUCAAUGUUACAGGUCAUAUAGAGAAUAAAGGCUGGACUAUCCAGCACGUCGAUCACAAGGACACCUCGGAGAAGGAAGAGAUCAGAAUCCGCGGGUUCAAGUUCAACAAGGUUGAACAGCUAGAGUUGAACUACUAGCCAGGGAAGCAUUGCAUGAACAAAUCAUCCCUGGUUUACAUCAUCUGCAACCAAAAUGUUCAGUUGAAAAUAAUCCACAUUAGGUGGCCAUAUAUGUGAUAAGCUGAUACUAUUCGUUGGUCUCCCAAGUGAUAAAUAAGGAGCUAACUGCUUCACCAAUUAAGCAAUUAUCAAUCCUAAGUGUAAAUUUUUACAGUAGCCGUUAUUUACAGCCAAGUCAUUUUAAUGUAAAAUAACUGAAGUUACGUAGGAUGCUUGUACUGAACACUUAGUAUUGAAGCAACCAAGAUGCCUUGAAAUGUCCUUGUCACUUGACGUCAGAUGACAAGAACAAAACUGAACCUUUUCUUUUCUAUAAAGCUUUGGACUUUAUAUUA
Messenger RNA from Oryza sativa Japonica Group (Japanese rice), 2339 nucleotides. The record is from RefSeq and is a predicted model, not a curated record. Lineage: Eukaryota; Viridiplantae; Streptophyta; Magnoliopsida; Poales; Poaceae.